AUGUCCCGGUCGGUCGGUCAGUCUCCGGCCCACUGUGCUGCGUCCCGCUGCGUCCCGCUCUAUACCCCGUCCGUGUGGUCCGUGUGCGCAGGCGCUGCCCAGGGCGCGGCCCGCGCGCUGCGCCGGCCGUCCUUCGCGCCGCCCAACGCCCUGGAGCCCCUCAUCGUGGUGGAGGAGUCCCUGGACGGCGACGAGGACGACGAGGUGGCCGGGGCGACGGGCGGCGGUGACUCGUCGUCGCGGGGCCUGGGGGGCCAGGACCGCGACGAGGCGUCGCCGUCGCCGCCCGCCGAGGCCGACGUCAACCCCUACCUGCUGAGCCCAUGGAGGGACACCCGCAAGUCGUCCCUGCCGACGCCGGCCUGCGCGUCCGGCAUCACCGCCAGCCAGGUGCGACGCCUGUCGGAGCGCGGCCCCGAGUCCGGGCCGUCGCCGCGCGAGCAGGAGUUCCUGGCCACGCUGUCCGCCAUGCCGGGGCCCACGCCGGGCGGCCGCCGCCACUCCGUCGUCAUCUCCCGGGUGCCGCCGCCGUCGCUCAUCAUGUUCGGCCGCGGCCGGCGCGAGUCCAUCGCCGCCUUCUCGGCCGCGGCCUCGCGGCCCGCCGCCCUCGCCUCCUCCACGCACAACCUCCAGCUGGACCUCAUGGACGACCUGCUGGAGUUCAAGGCCGCCAAGAAGCAGGGCGGGCCGCGCCGCGCCUCGGAGCUGCCGGGGCUGCCCUCGCAGGCCUCGCCGCUCAUCGUCAACCGCCGCAAGUCCGAGCUCCCGCCCAGGAUCCCGAGGGAGUUCGCCGCCGAGGUGGCGGAGCUGGCGGCCGAGGCCGAGGCGGAGGCCAAGCGCCGCGACGAGGGCAUCGUGUGCUCCAACUCGGACUUGCUGAACCUGUGCGGGGUGGACGCCCCCGCCGCGCCGCCGCCGCCGCCCGUGGUGGUGUCCGCCACGCCGUCGCCGCUGGCCGCGCGCCUCAUCACGCUCCGCAACGACAGCGUCGAGAUCAAGGAGGUGAAGGAGCCCAAGGAGCCCGCACGCAGCACCGUGCUCGUCAGCAUGCGCGGCGACCGGCCGCAGUCCUCGCUCGCCGCCGCGCCGCCCCCGCCGCCCAAGGUCGUGGUCGCUCCGACUGCGGCCGCCCCCAAGGCCGCCCCCAAGGCCGUGGUCAUGGCGGGCAAGGACGUCCCCCGGCCCGCCCCCGAGGGCGUCGACAGCAAGGCGUCCACGAGCGGUCUGGAGCGCCGCGACUCCGACAAGGUGAUGUGGGACGAGCGGUCCGGGUCCCUGGUCGACGCCGGCGUGCUGGGCUCCGCCAUCGAGGGCUUCCUGAACAAGGACGCGUCCGUCAAGAACAAGAAGGGCACCACCAACAGCGUCCACCGCGCCACGGCGCAGCUGUCGGCCUGGGUCACGGCGGUGGCCAUCUGGAACCCCCGGGGCUCCCAGACCGCGACGCCCCAAACGGGGACGCCGCAAGCGGGGACACCGCAAGCUGGCACGCCCCGCGGCCCCACGCCCCAGGCCACGCCGCAAGACACGCCCGAGUCCACGCCGCGGCGACGCCCCAAGGUGUCCUGCGACGCCGUCUGCAGCACCCUCAAGAGCCUCUUCGUCAAGUAGGCUGCGUCAUACCCUGCAAAAAAGUAAUAAGUUGAAAAAAAAAGUGGAGCGAGCGCAAUAUUAUACCUAUUUUCGUAAUAACAAAUUAAUUUUUUAAAAUGUCGUCACAGUGAAGGCCACGGCCGCGGCUCAGGCCCCUCAUCUUCCCGGCACAAGGGCGGUUGUGAGCAAUGUAGGUGAUUCGCUAUUCGGUGUCCGCCGUGUCCGCCGUGGGCUAGUGGCGGCGCCACCAUCGCCUCUCGACGAGUCGUAGACAGUGUCGCGGACAGGGUCUGCCAGGCAGUCUGCCAGGCAGUCUGCCAGGCACCCCAACUAGGCUUGAAGUAGGCUGAACAAUUCCAAGGGGUCCGACGUCGCGAAAUGCCCGGAUGAGUGGAAUUUCUCUUCGCGAUACGUAAAUGAGCUCAGAUACCGGAUAUGAAAUAGGCAACUCCCAGAAACUUACCGCGUGAGGGCAACUGCUUCGUGCCUACUUCCGGUGCUUCCGGCACUUCCGGCUCUUCCGGUACUUCCAGUUUCUCCUCUUCGCUGCCGCGGGUCGUUUCCCGCUCGGUCUAUAAAUACAAAACGAACGCGUGUACAUAGUGUACCUUUACUUGUUGGGCCUACUUCGGGGGAAGAUGCAGCGUUUUCGCACGGCGACGUGCGAGCAAACCUUUUUUCGCUUUUCGUGUGGACCAUGACUACGGGGCCGCCGAGGGCCGUUUUUCAGACACUGCCUUGCGGAUCGCCCACUUAUUACGUAACUUUUUUUCUGUUUAUGCCCUUGUUGCUCCUUAUGGACUCCUCAUGAGUGUGAGAGAGACAAGUUACGUAAUACGUGGACAAGCCCUUGUGUGAGUCCAGGACGGGCGCCUGGGGUGCCGGGCGGCCCCGAAGAGACCAAAGUGAAAGAUUGGAGGUGCGGCAAGUUGAUGAAAAACUAGAAUUAUUUCGUUCAAAACUUUGUCUUACGAUUCCUUCGUGUAUAUAAGAUACAAAAAUAAAAUAUGGCCGAGCUAUAAAACAUGUAGCAGGGGUUACACUUGUAGCAAAAGGCAUGUUUAGAAGACGAGCACUACCCAUCGUUUGAGUGUUAUUUAGAUGUUUAAGCUACUUCCCAAAAAAAAAACCUUCCCCCUAUUAUAUUCGUGUACAUCAGGCAGUGGCAUUGAACCAUAUCUGACGAGGAGGCAAAGAAGUUUUCGAAGUCCUUCCUUCGUUCCUCUCCGACCAUCGGCAGCCAGCCCCUGCUUGAGCAUGUUAAAUUUCUAGUUUGUUGUGUGUUGCAAAUUUAUGUAGUCUCGUAGGAGUGCUCCUCGACAAAGUACAGAUAUUUUACGAUUUUUUUCCCCUUUAUAUCUUUGGCGGCUGGUCCCCUCUGAAACCAGAAAUAAAUGUACUAUUUUAUAGUUUUUAAUAUAUUUUUCUCCAAAUAGAUGUAUCCUAUCGCUGAAAAGGUAAAUGGAAGGUGAGCCAGGCGGAGAGUUCGGCUGAUGAUACCCUGGUCCCAGGAAGCGAGGCGACAACCCCUUAGUUCUGGCUCUGCCGGUGUUCAAUGCUUCCCAUGCGACACCAGAUGUCACCUCUCGAGUGUAUUUCAGGUGUGCCUUGCUAAGAGCAAGACAUGCAAAAGUAAACGGGAGAGAAGAAAACGCUCUGGGCGGGGUUUGAACCCACAAUCAUGAGGACUAGCGGCGAAGACAUUUGUCUGCCCCUAAUGUAAAUUUUACAUUAAAUUUUUAGUGUUUUUCAUUAAAUUUUAAUCUCUUUGUGGUCCAUGUAAUUUUGUAGGUAAGGGUACUGACUGAAAAAAAAAAUGAUUGUGAAGAAGUGGGUGACCGUGGGUUGGACUGGGAACGUUUUCACAUUUCUGCAAAGAACAUGAAACGAAAGGCAGGUAGUUUUCUGUCGAUUUAACCACGAGCGUACCUGAAGCCCCCUGAGUAUGGCGUAGAUUCUUACCUCUUUUUGUCUACCGUUCCGUCAUAGGCAACCAUUUGUCUCACAUCCUGGCGAUCAUUUUUAGCUUAUGUAACCAAAACUUUGACAAUACGUCUCAAUUAUUUCGAGAGGAAUUGCUUUUAAUUUCUCGUUUCGCCGCGGCAACGCCCCACAGAAAGAAAGCCGGGGAGUUGGUGGUCGUUCCCUCUGCCUCCACCUGGCCAACAACAACAAGGCGUCAAUGGGCGUGGGGCGCACUCGCGGGUCCACCAGGAACCACCCCGAUCACCUCCUUCUUUCUCUCUCACGCGCGACGCUUAUUCGAAGGCUGACUUACCGAUCGAAUUGGGAAAGUAAUAGGCGACUGAAGCUAACUGUUAGGUUGGCAACGACUUCGUUCGUGGUCCCCGGCCGUUGCAAGUUGGCGGCCCUGGCUCUUGGAGUUUGCUCUGCAGCGCUCUGCAGGGAUCCGGGGGGAGGUUCGUUAGCAAUGCGUUUUAUCGUUUUAUCGCGUAGCUCGGAGGGCGACGCUUUCGACCUUUUUCGACCAAUGGGGCGAGGCCUCGGGGAAACCUGGGGACUCCAAGCGAAGCGAGCAACGCCGCUGCGGUACAGUGCAAACCAAAAUGUGUAGCGUGUUUCGUUGUGUUAUUUUUCUUUGUGUGUGUGUCGUGUUGUAGAAGCGGACUGUUAUUGAUGUUAUGAAUGUGAAAAAAAAGUCAUGUAGAUUCUCAGUACGUAGCAGAAUAACAUAGGAUGGAAACAAAAUGUUUGAAAAAUAAAAGAAGUGAAAUAAACCGCAAAGUUCUUUCCUCCGAAAGAAAAUUGCAUUUCCGUUGGUGUUGUACGUGGCUGGGUCUGUAGAUACUGAUACUCCACCAAGGGAUGGCCGCGGGUCGGUAGGGGGUAUCCUGUGAAAAAGGUUGUCUUGUCGUACUGUACUUUGAGUAGCAGGCCUAGACUUUAAACUGGUUGUUCCUGAACCAAAUCAAACUCCCUCUAACUGUAAUUGUGCUCUCUCGAAUUUUAAUAGUUAAAUAAAGAAACGAAUAAUGGA
Molecule: messenger RNA, 4591 nt
Organism: Thrips palmi
Lineage: Eukaryota; Metazoa; Arthropoda; Insecta; Thysanoptera; Thripidae
Exons: 5
Coding region: 1-1611 (536 amino acids)
Source: RefSeq, a predicted model, not a curated record